This is a messenger RNA of Mytilinidion resinicola, 777 nucleotides long. RefSeq lists its product as uncharacterized. Gene Ontology annotation, molecular function: protein binding. The transcript has 2 exons. The record is from RefSeq and is a predicted model, not a curated record. Lineage: Eukaryota; Fungi; Ascomycota; Dothideomycetes; Mytilinidiales; Mytilinidiaceae. The coding region runs from base 175 to 777 and encodes 200 amino acids.
CUGCGCUGGCGAUUCACCCCCUUGAAUGUACAGGCCGACUCCGUAAGUAUAUAGUGCCUCCUACUUUCCGACCUCAGUCUCUCCCCUUCAUCCCGACACCAACUUUCUUCUCCACACCACCACCACUUCCAAGACCCAACACCCUCAGCACACCACCAUCCUCGCUUGCCAACCAUGGCAGCAUCUUUCCUCAAAGUACUCUCGGGGUUCUCCAAGAGCAAACCUAAGCCCUCCCCAGACCAAUCCCCACCAGCCUUACACAUCCCCGAACUCGUCGAGAUGAUCUUCUCCAACCUCAGACAUCGCGACCUUAUCCAAUGUUCUCAGGUCUCCAAGCAGUGGAAGGAUAUCGUGGAUACUAGCCCUGCUAUUCGGAGACAGACGUGGCGAGAUACACCCAAGCGCCUCAUUACUCGAUCCCAGAAGAACACACUACUCGACGAUCGUACCGAGGACCUCCGUAACCUAAAAAUUGUGAAUCCUGAUGGCGGAGCACGGGGAAAGAUCCCCAUCAUUGCAGAUCUUUGUCCCGUGUUCUUGCAGGCGGCUGGUGACUUCAAUGGAGUUUUCGACCGCCGUCGUACUCCUGCUCUUUGGAUUCUACAUCCCAACCACGUCCUCUAUCUCUGUUUCGGCCACGAUAUCUCCAAGCGUCUCCUCGACCACGGAUAUCAAUGCAAGACGGCAUCCUACCACGAAAUGCUCGUCAUGGACCCCCCACAAACCCAAAUCAUCGUACGAUCGAUUUUCUACAACCCCACCCGAGCGUUCGCGUAG